Messenger RNA from Dimorphilus gyrociliatus, 2735 nucleotides. Lineage: Eukaryota; Metazoa; Annelida; Polychaeta; Dinophilidae. The record is from the annotation of a GenBank genome assembly.
AUUCGAUCUCUGGACAGCUAGGGCGAAAGCAGCAGGAUACGAGAAGAAGUGGAGAAAACUAUUAGAAGAAGACAGAAGAACCAUGUCGAAUAGGACCAAUUCUUCGUUGUCUGGUCUAAUGCCUAUCGAAUCAUUGGUGCCGCUACUAAUUGCCUAUGUUCUAACGACAACUUUAGCGGUAUUUGGAAAUAGUUUAGUUAUAGUCGUUUUCUCGUGUGGUAGGAGGUCUAGGAGCGAUUUAAGAGGCUUUCUUAUCAAUUUAGCAGUUGCCGAUUUAGUCAUGGCUAUUUUCUGCACACCUUUUACAUUUACCCAUACGAUAAUGAACCAUUGGCCAUUCUCCAAUGCCUUGUGCCCGCUGGUUCUAUACAUGCAACUAGUGUCAGGUUACCCUUUUUUUAUUUUAUUCUAUUUGCUUAUCAUCACUAAUUUUCCGUCCAUUUGUACGUUUAUCUUUAUAUCUAUCUAUUUAAUAUAUUCAUUGUUUUCCCUCGGUUUUUAAAUGCUUUACGGCGCCUCUCAUCUAGCUACUCAUAUCUAUUAUUCUUAUAUAAUAUUCUGUUUGUUUUUCUUUCUGUUUGGCAUGGCAUCUAUAUACUAAAUUGUUCAAUUUUAUCGAUGGAGGGCGCUAAUGGUUUCUCAGUCAGGUACAUCUUUUUUGAAUUUGGAUACUAGUAGAGAAUCUUAAAAAAAAUAGAAGAGUAAAAGUAUUUAUUGGCAGCUGUAAUAUAACGGAAAGAGUUUGCCAUGAUUUAUCGUGCUUUUGCUACGGCUUCUCAUCGGUUAGAAUAAGGAAUAAAUUUAGUUUCCACAUAUACAAACUCAGUGUGGACAAACAAGAAUUUUCAUCAAACUAACUAUAACAUUUGUACUUUUAUAGUAAACAGCGAACAAUAGUGUCUGUAAUGUAUUAAUUCUGAACUUAAACGUCCCAAUUCUUUAUUUUUGUAUAUGUUCCUUUUAUUAUUUAUGUAGUAGGAAAAAAAAAGAGAACUCUAUCUUAAUAGAGAGGGAGGGGAGAGAUCGGUAGAGUUAGAAGCGAAACGAAUGAAUAGUUUUAUAUGGAAACCAAACGCACAUCUUAAAAUUAUUAUUGUCGUAUUUACUUUCGUAUUAAAACAUAAAGAUCUAGAUUUAGUAAUUUGUAGUGAAAUCGAUUUUCAAGAUGAAGGGAGAGAAGAAACCUUUUCAAAAAAUAAAGAAAUCCCUCCUUUUAAGGACGCAGGAAGCGGUUAUAAAAAAGCACAGCUAUUUGCCAAAACUUUUCUAUAAAUUAUUUACAAUAACAUUUAAUUUUAUUUCUCUACAUCUCCUAUACUUUUUCCAUUUCGUAUCAAUAAAUGUCUUUUCUUGUUGUCCUCUAUUCUUCAUCAAGUACUUUCUGCAGUUACGGCUUCUGUCUGCACGAAUACAGCACUAGGAUUCGAUCGUUUCUGGAUCGUGGCUUUUCCACUCAAAUCACGCCUGACAAAGUCUAGGGUCAAAGUGGUGAUACUAAUGAUCUGGUUGAUCGCAUUGUCGGCAUCCAGCGUUCAAUUAUUUAUUGGUAGAGCCGUAACAAAUGGAACAAAUACUAAGCCUAUUUGCAGGGAAGAUUGGGAAGAUGAGAAAUCGAGACAAAUUUAUACAUUCUUCGUUUUAUUGACUACCUACGUUGUACCUUUAACAAUUCUUACAGCUACUUACGGCAUGGUAGGAGUCAAACUUUGGCAGAGAACGACACCAGGGAAUGCCGAUCAAGCGAGAGAUAUGCAGCAGUUAAGGAGUAAACGAAAAGUAAUUAAAAUGUUGGUCGUCAUUGUUGCCUUAUUCGCUAUUUGCUGGCUACCCUUACAUUUAUUUAUGAUUGUAUUAGAUUCUGUUCCCUCAUGGACUAAAAAGACGGAAUUACAACCUAUAUUAAAUGGUAUCUAUUACACUGUUCAUUGGCUGGCCAUGUCGAACAGCUGUGUUAACCCAAUAGUAUACAGCUUCCUAAACGACAGCUUUCGAGCCGAUUUGAAGCGUUUAGUACGGAACUGGUGUAAUUGCUUUAAGGGACGGAGGGACGGAGAAUAUGCUAGGACGCUUGUACGUGACUAUUCUCGCAGCGAUCGAGCGUCUCUGAAAGGCUGUGACACGAAUCGGCGUCUCUUGUCAAGUCGUAACCAACACGAAGAUGGAGGCGAAUUAGGGCAGGUCGUAAUCGCUUUGCGAAACGUCGGAGAAAGACAACGCGAUUCGGAUUUGAAUCGACUCUGACAACUUACAAUCUUGCUUCUAGGUUAACAGUUGCUUUAUAGAUAAACAUAGAUAUUCGACUCUUCAAACCUUGAAGAAUCUUCUUACUUUACACAAAGUUAUUUCAGGACAGAAGACAAGACAGUAGACAGCACGAAGAAAAGGAACAUAGCGCCACAAAAAUAACCUCAUUUUCAUUACCUAAAAAGACAAAAAACUACUAAUUCUUUCUUCAUAUCCAUUUUUAAUGAUGAAAGUUGGACGAAUUGCAAAUAGAUUGAGGCAAAAUUGUCGAAUAUCUAUGUUCAGUCUGUUUAUAAGUUCGUCGUUGUUUUGUGACGAAAGAGAGAUAUUAUAAUUUCAGCACAAAGGGCCGAUGGAAGGAUUCGGUCGCAUCUCUACUAACUUGAUUGCUUGAUGCAAACUGACAAGAUAUUGAUUCUUUGCUCGGUGUGAAUCCUAAUAAUUGAAACAGUUUAUAUCUCGUAAAAAAAUACAUAAUUGCUAGUCUUUGU